AUGGUCUUUUCUUCAAAGCUGAACUAUAUCAGCUUCACUGUGGCACCAACCAUCAAAUACAUUAUAUUAACACAAACCUUUAGCCCAUUUCCUGUCAUUGCUUGCCUCCUCAAUGACCUGAAAAUCAUAAACUCUGACCUCGGCCGUCUUGCUUUAGCUACAGCGUUGAUCAGGGAUUACUCAACACCAGAAGGGAAGCCAGUGGACGAAUUGUGCAUCGCUUUCAUUUCUUGCGGGGUUCUCCUCUCGGCCAUAAUCAGUGACUUCUUAGGGGCUCAGAUGUACCAUUGGAAAGUGCCUCUCAAAGAUGCAACUACACUUGCACUCAUCCUGAGUACUCAAGGCAUUGUCGAGAUGGCCGGGCUUCUCAUCUUCACGCAAAAUCAGUCACCAGACAAUGCCGAGCUACGAAUAUUUGUCUGUGUCCAUAGACAAGACGAGGCCUUGGCAGCCAUUAAGCUCCUUGAAGUUACCAAUCCUUCCCGAGAAAGUCCUCUGCUAGUCCAUGUACUCCACCUCAUGGAGCUCAAAGGCCAAGCCACCCCACUCUUAAUCAACCACAAAUUUGGCCAAAAGAUAUCCGCCACCUCUCGCUCACGGCAGAUCAUUGACAUUUUCAAUUACUACAAGAUUCAAUACUUAGGGUUGGUCAAUGUGCAAGCCUUCACUGCAAUAUCAACGCCAAAGUUCAUGCACUACAACAUUUGUUCACUAGCCUUUGACAAGUUGACGUCGCUUGUAAUACUUCCAUUUCAUAGGAAAUGGAAUUCUCAAGGUAAAAUGAUUGUCAACAACAAUACCUUGAGGUCUAUCAACCAUCAGGUCAUAGAGUUGGCCCCUUGUUCAGUCGGCAUUCUUGUCGACCGUCGCAAAAUACAGCGCACCACGCCAGUUUCACCAUUGUAUCAUGUGGCUGUACUCUUUUUGGGAGGUAAUGAUGAUCGUGAAGCACUGGCUUAUGCCAAUCGGAUGGCGCAAUCCCCAGCUGUUCACUUGACAGUUCUGCGGUUAGUAGCUGAGGAGAAUACGGGUGAGGACAACGGGGAGACUAUGCUUGACUCAGAGAAUUUGAAGGAAAUAAGACUGCAAAGUUCACCUAGAGGUAAUGUAAUGUAUAGAGAGGAGAAGGUGAAAGAUGGACUGGACACGGCUCUGAUAAUCCAUACCAUGGACAAAAUUUACGACCUGAUCAUGGUGGGGCAGCAACACAGAUUGGAUUCACCGGUGCUAUCAGGCCUGUUAGAGUGGACUGAGUUGCCGGAGCUUGGGGCAAUCGGAGACCUACUUGCAUCCCAAGAUACUAGUCAACCAGUUUCAAUCUUGGUGGUGCAACAGCAGCACACCAAGUUCAAAACAAAGUAG
Cornus florida is the source of this 1362-nucleotide messenger RNA. Its product is annotated as cation/H(+) antiporter 3-like. Lineage: Eukaryota; Viridiplantae; Streptophyta; Magnoliopsida; Cornales; Cornaceae. Gene Ontology annotation, cellular component: endomembrane system. The record is from RefSeq and is a predicted model, not a curated record. Gene Ontology annotation, biological process: regulation of pH. The transcript has 4 exons. The coding region runs from base 1 to 1362 and encodes 453 amino acids.